Messenger RNA from Lethenteron reissneri (Far Eastern brook lamprey), 4106 nucleotides. Its product is annotated as breast cancer anti-estrogen resistance protein 3 homolog. Gene Ontology annotation, molecular function: guanyl-nucleotide exchange factor activity; protein binding. Gene Ontology annotation, biological process: positive regulation of peptidyl-serine phosphorylation; small GTPase-mediated signal transduction. Lineage: Eukaryota; Metazoa; Chordata; Hyperoartia; Petromyzontiformes; Petromyzontidae. The record is from RefSeq and is a predicted model, not a curated record.
AGAGGCUGCGCUGAAUUCAUUCGAGAGUGGAGGUUUGGUGGUGGUGGUGGUGGUGGGAGGGAGGGAAACUUCGUAGCGCAGUUCGCUGCUCAAGCCGCCCGGGGCAGAUGGCAGAGUUCACGUGAACAAAGGCAAAGAGGCAAGAGUUUGGCAGUGACACACACAGAGAGAGAGAGAUUAUAAUACACAAACACAGAGUCUCACACACAGAGAGAGUCUCACACACAGAGUCUCACACACAAACACACAGACUUCCACACACAGAGAGAGAGAGUCUCAAACACCCACAGAGUCUCAAACACACACACAGAGUCACACACACAGAGAGUCUCACACAGAGAGUCUCACACACAGAGAGACACACACACACAGAGUCUCACACAGAGAGAGAGAGAGACACACACAGAGAGUCUCAAACACACAGUCUCACACACAGAAGCUCACAUACACAGUCUCUCACACACACAGAGCCUCACACACACACACAGAGCCUCACACACACACACACAGAGCCUCACACACACACAGAGCCUCACACACACACACACACAGAGUAUCACACACACAGAGAGAGUCACACACACACAGAGCCUCACACACACACAGAGUAUCACACACACAGAGAGAGUCACACACACAGAGUAUCACACACACAGAGCGCCCGUGCGCAACAACGUGAGCGAGAAAAACGCUCAAACUCUCUCCAAGUGAGUGAACGAGCUCUCCUCCUCCUCCUCCUUAUCUCUGUGCCGUGAAAUCGUUGGGACCAUCACCACCACCACCACCAUCAACAACCACCAUCAACAACCACCAUCAACAACCACCACCACCAUCAACAACCACCAUCAACCACCACCACCGACCACCCGCUCGAGGAAGGCCGUCGCUUCGCCUGUGGUGCGGAAUAACCCAGCCGAGUUCCAGGCGACCUACUUACUGCGGAGUUCGAGAUCAUCUGAAGCCGAGGGCCAUGCAGUCGGUGGGCGGCCCGGCGAUGCUCUCCCGGCAGACGUCGCUCGGCUCGGCCGGCGACCUCAUCGUCGGCCGCAACCACCACUGCCACCCGCAGCAGCUGGCGAGCGUGCGCGCCGCACAGGCCUACCCCUCCACGCUGCACGGCACCCUGCCCCGGAAGAGGCCCGUGGGUCGCGCGGCGUCGUGCGGCGUCGAGCAGGAGCGGAGCCAGCCCUGGCUGCGGCAGAACCACUCCAGCCUCAUGCACAAGUCCGAGGGCUACGCUGACGGUGUCAAGGUCCCCCACGCGCCGGGCACCGCCGCCGAUUGGAGCGCCGACCGCCUGAAGCGCGAGCUGGAGAGCGAGCUGAAGCUGGACAGUGAGGACGUGCGCAGCCACGCGUGGUACCACGGCGCCAUCCCCCGGCAGGUGGCCGAGUCCCAGCUGGAGCGCGACGGCGACUUCCUGCUGCGCGACUCGCUGUCGGGCGCCGGCGGCCUGGUGCUGUCGUGCCGCUGGGCCGAGCGGCCGCUCCACUUCCGCGUCGAGCGCCGCACGCCCACCACCUCCACCGCGGCGGCGGCGGCCCAGCAGCGCUCCUCCGGCGACGGCCACCACCGGCGUUCGCUCGGCGACUCCUACGCCAUCCAGCCCGGCGGCGACGGCUUCGGCAGCGUCCCGUCGCUCGUGCGCUUCUACGUCGGCAACCGGCAGCCCGUGUCGCCGGGCCAGCCGGGGCCCGGCGGGUUCGGGCCCGUGUGCAUCGCGCGGCCGGUGAACCGCGCCGUGCCGCUGGCGUACCUCGCCGCCGUUCACCGCGACGCGGCGCGCCUGGCGGAGCUGGCGGCUCACGGCGGCAGCAACGACAACAACAACAGCUGCGGCUUCGAUAGCUUCUACCGGCAAGAGAGGCCGGAGCGCCACGCGGGUUGCGCCGGGAACCACGGAGCCGGCGGCUGCUGCUGCGGCGACGGCGGCGGCGGCGGCUGCGACGUCAGGGGUCAUCAGGGGUCGUCGAAGCGUCAUCAGCUGACGGACACGUCCUACAGGAACGGCAUGGUGUUUGAUUGGACGCAGGACGGAAGGGCAUCUGAAGCGCACGCCCAGGGCAACACGCUGCCGGGAUACGGCACCGGGGCGGACAUCUGGCGAGACGGCCUCCGCAGGACCCCCACCUGGUCGCCCAAGGGCCUCCGGUCCGCGCAGCCGUCGGCCCACGCCGACCUCUCCUGGACGACGUCGCCCCCGCCCGCCAACGGGACGUCGGGGGCGGUCCCCGCUUCCGGCAAACACGCGGAGGAGCGGCUGGCGGGCGACUCGGAGCCGUACCACUCGCUCAUCUCGCCCCACAAGGCCAUGGAGGCCCUCGAGCGGGACGCGGCCGCCCUGCGGCUGGAGAGCGACGUCAACGCGGAAUUCCGCCGCCCCACCGUGGAGACGGAGUCGACGUUCCGGCCGCUGGAGUUCGCGUCGCUGCUGCUGCCGCCGGAGAACAAGCCGCUGGAGACGGGAGUGCUGCGGCGCGCCAAGGAGCUGCAGGGCGAGUGCGACGUGCGCACGGCCGCGCGCUGCAUCAUGCUGCUCGACUGCGAGGUGGCUCGCAUCACCGGGGUGACGGAGGAGCUCGUCCUGAAGAUGGGCGUCCGCUCCGGCCUGGAGCUGCUCACCCUGCCGCACGGACGGCGGCUCAGAGAAGACGUCAUCGAGCGGUUCCACGCGCUGGCGAUCGGCCUGGCGGUGGACGUGCUGGGCUGCACCGGCUGCCUAGAGGAGCGUGCCGAGCUGCUGCACCGCUACGUGCAGCUGGCGCUGGAGCUGCGCGGGCCGCUGGCGGAUCUCUACGGAUUCUCCGCCGUCAUGCACGCGCUCAUGCUCCCGCAGGUGUCCCGUCUGGAGCGGACGUGGGAGGUGCUGCGCCGUGCCCACACGCAGAGCGCCGUCGCCUUCGAGAAGGAGCUCAAGCCCUUCCUGCUGGCGCUGCAGCAGGGCAAAGUGCACGUCGACGCCCGGGACACGAGCGUCCCGCACCUCCUGCCGCUCGUCUCCCUCCUGGAGGAGCCGAUGCCGCCGGCGGAGCCGUCCGCCGCCGUCCCGGCGUGGCCGCCGCUGCCGGCUGAGAGGACCGGCUCGGGCGGCGACUGGGAGCGGGAGUGGGCGCGCGGCGGCGCCUCCGCCGGCGAAGCGUGGGAGCAGCCGGGCGACGCGGGGAUGGAGGCGGUGGUGGCGCAUCUGCAGGCCGGGCGGGAGAUGGCACGCGACGCCGCCCUCUACUCCGCCAACGCCGAGCGCCGGCUGAGAGGAUUCUCGGUGGACCCCGCGACCCUGGAGACGUUCCGCACCGAGUUCCACCUGCGCCUCUACUGGGGCAGCCGCGGCUGCCGGGCCGAGCGCCACGAGCGGCUGCACAAGUUCCACCACAUCCUGUCGGCGCUGUCGGCGCGCCUCGAGUCUCCGCAGCGCCACUCCGAGCUCUGACACGGCUCGGCAAUGACGCACGGCGCUGGCUCCGGCACGGCCCGGACGGAAGAGGAGGAUGACGAGGGCGACGCGGCAAACGACUUCCACCACCGGCGCUCGCUCGUGCCGGCGCCACUGACGCCGGCGGUGUCCAGCGGUCACCGGGACCGCGACGGAGCCCCCUGGGCGAUGCCGAGUCGUUUGUGCUGGUGGCGUUUUUGUUUUUUUUGCCGCCGAGACCGCCGGCCGGCCGUUCUGGGCGGGCCGCGACGAUGGCGGGCGUGGACGACGAGAGCCGCGGUCGCGGUCGGUUGUAAGUGACGGACGGACAAGUGAAUGUGCGGCGGUGGUGGCCGUGCAUGAGGAGGAGGACACGGAGGAGGAGGUGGAGGAAGACGAAAAUGUGAAGGGAGGACCGACGUGAAUUGUGACGGCGAAGGGCGUCGAACCAAAACACUGGAAAGGGCGCGGGGGGGGGGGGUGAGGUGUUCCCCCAUCAGUUGGGAGUGGGGGGUGGCGGAGAUGGGCGGCCACCGCGCCGUGGCUUGGUGCAGUGGUUUUCGCGGACGCUUUCUUCCGCCCCUAAUGCACAAACACACAAAAAAUGAAAUCCCGCAAAGACUCACCAUCGACGGGCGCCGAGAACCGGCAAACCGCUCAGGCGGGAAACACGCGACACGACCACCCCCCCCCC